UAAAAAACUUUAUUUUGUGAUGGCAAAGCUGAAUUUUCAGCAGUCUUUUCAGUGGUCUUCAGUGUCACGAUCCUUCAGAAAUCAUUCUACAGUGCAGAUUUACUGCUCAAGAAAUAUUUCUUAUCAUCAGUUCUGAAAACCGUUGUGAUACUUUUUGUGGAAAUUGUAAUACUUUUUCCCCCCAGGAUGCUUUGAUAAAUAGAAAUGUUAAAAGAACAGAAUUUAUUUUACAUAGAAAUCUGUUGUGACAUUAUAAAUGUCUUUACUCUCACUUUUUGAUCAAUUUAAUGCUUCCUUGCUUACCCCCCCCCCCCCCCCCCCAUUGUAAAUAGUAAGUUGUAUUGUACUGCACUUUUUUUUUUGCUUCAUUUACAAAUUUUUGUUUUUGUUGACAAGAGUUUAAUUAAUAUUUCUCUAAAUUCAUCCUUUCCAACCCUCGGAGAAUCACAAAUUGUGUUGACCAAUGAAUUGCAAACAACUCAGAAACAUCUAAAUAUUUCUCAUCCUUUUUUUUCUUUUUUUCACUUUACUCAUCCACCAUCCUUUUCUAGCCUCUGCUCUUCCAUUGUAGCCUCCAUCGACAUUAAUAGCACAAGGUACUUUGGAAGAAGAGGAACCAAAGUCACACUGUCAUGUGUAUACUGUGUAUAGACCUUUAUAAAUGUUACCACUUCCUCCUAAACAGCCAAGUCAAUGUUGUUUUUCUCCCUCAGUCUUGCUGCUGACUGCUACACUUUCACUAUCCUAAAGAACUUAUGUCCUCAGUUAUGUUGCCAUAAUUCAGUUAUAUCCAUUUUUUUUUAUCAUUAUUGUGUUUGUGAUAAUAUUUCUAUGAUGUGAACCUUUUCAGUAAUUGUUAUUAAAUACUGACACCUGCUGUUCAUACUGUGAAAUGACACACAGAUGGAGAACAAAUGCUGAUAUAUUGCUGGCGCCCUCUACUGGGAGCUUCGGGAACGGCGGCCAAUGUCCCGAUGAAGGGUUAUGUCAUACUUUCUAUGACAUUGUCCUUCACCCAGAGCUGUGAAAAUUAAGAUUUUAUAUAUUACAUCGAUGUUUAUAGCUAAAAUACGCGCACUGCAUUCAAUAAGUUAUAUUAAGCAUUGCAUUUUAAUGUAGUAAUGGAUGGAAGAAAUAAAACCUAAAUGCAUUUUCUGCCAUGAAUGUGCUGACAUACUGAUUUGACGUCAUGCUGACGUCACAUUUAGGGAGGCACCGACAUAACAGUUAAUGGGCCAUGAGUGUUCUUGUGAGAGUGUAUGUGUGUGUGUGUGCGCGCGCGCGCGCAUGCUGAUUUCCUGGCACCGUGCACAGAAGCCAAACUCACAGCAUCAUCAACAGGAUUAACUGUUAACUGUGAUCUGUAAAUGUGUUUGCAUGUGUGUGUGUGUGUGUGUGUAUGUGUGUGUGUGUUAAUCUGUUCUAUGCCAACAUGGCUACUUAACACUCUUGUAGCUGCUCUGUAGGCAUCUAAACGGACUCUUUAGCCUGGCACCAUGUGGUAAACCAUAAUACCAGAUGGACCGCUCUUUCUCUUUCUCUCUCUCUCCACUAGUUCUGGAAACGGCCCAGGCUAGAAUAACAUUCAGUCUAUUUCCUUGCCAUAUUUUGAUGUCCUGUGGUACGGGAUAGGAAUGUAAAUGCAUAUGGGUCAAUGAUGUGAUGGCCAUUUCUGCUACAUUAAAAAAAAAAAAAAAAAAAAUCUCGGACGUCCUUAUCUGUUACUCAUACCCAUUCUGAUUUCUCUUUCUGUGCCUUUCCGAUCACUGAUGAGCCGCUCAGACUUUUGUUCUCUGUAUAUAUUAUCGGGUAACCCGGUUUCCCUGGCGCACACUCUGACUUUUGCUAUUCGAGUGAUACUGGGCUGCGAGUGACGUAAGCGAACGGGCGCGCAGAAUUUUUCCAGACGCAGACAGAGGAGCGAGCUCGCGUAGACCCAAAACGGUCCAACCCAGAAAGAGAGAGACGCAUACAAGCACGCAUACCAAGUAGUCGUUUGCAAGGCACUCGGCUGCUUGUAGCGCUCAGUAACGGACCCAGUGGAGCUGCUCAGCGUUUAUCGGUAGUGCCACCGAACAGUCCCCGCGCUCACGGAACCGCUGACCCAUGUGAUACUGCAGCGUUGCGAGCGCGGAAGGGAGGGAGGGGGGCGAAAGACACAUUUUCCCCUCUGCAUCUCCACUCGGUAUACUGGAGAAGCAGGUGCUCACUUUCGAGAGAGAGAGAGAGAGAGAGAGAGAGAGCGCUGGAGGGGGGGCGGGUUAGAGACACGAGUGUGGAUCUCUCACCGUCGCAGUCCUCCGCGAGGAUGUAUCCAACAGCGAGGCUCCGUCAAUGCAACGGAAUCACAUGUACCCCUGUGAUCUAACGGCGGUUCCGUUCUGUUUCUUUGGGUUCGGAUGGUCCGCGCGUUCCAUACGCAAUUCAACCGAGAAAUCAACGCACACCAGCCAUGGCGCUGGUUAUGGAGCCCAUCAGCAAAUGGUCCCCAAAGCAGGUGCUGGACUGGAUGAAAGGGUUAGACGACUGUUUGCUGCAGUAUAUGAGGACGUUUGAGAGAGAGCAGAUAACCGGAGAGCAGCUGCUUCACAUCACCCAUCAGGAGCUGGAAGAGCUUGGCGUGACCCGCAUCGGACACCAGGAGCUCAUUCUGGAGGCUGUGGACUUACUCUGCGCACUGAACUAUGGUCUAGAGACCGAGAAUUUGCGGACUUUGUCACACAAACUCAAUGCAUCCGCUAAGAAUCUACAGAACUUUAUCACGGGCCGCCGUCGCGGGGGCCAUUAUGACGGACGGGUGUCGCGACGCCUUCCCAACGACUUCCUGACUUCAGUUGUUGACCUCAUCGGAGCAGCUAAAAAUCUACUAGCCUGGCUGGACAGGUCUCCAUUUGUCAGUGUUUCUGAGUACUCAGUGCUGAAGAACAACAUUGUUCAGCUCUGUCUAGAGCUAACCACCAUAGUACAGCAGGAUUGCACAGUGUAUGAAACUGAGAAUAAGAUUCUACAUGUGUGCAAGACUCUAUCAGGUAUCUGUGAGCACAUUAUUUCAUUGUCGUCCGAUUCGUUGGUGUCACAGUCUGCCCACUUAGAGGUUGUCCAUCUGACGAACGUAAUGCCUAGCGAGGGCCUGGGCAUGUACAUCAAGUCAACAUAUGACGGUCUUCAUGUGAUCACUGGGACCACAGAGAAUUCUCCUGCAGAUCAUUGUAAGAAGAUCCACGCCGGUGACGAGGUCAUUCAGGUCAAUCACCAAACUGUGGUGGGCUGGCAGUUGAAGAAUUUGGUCAACUGUCUCCGUGAGGAUCCGGGUGGAGUCAUCCUCACACUGAAGAAGAGGCCACAGAACACUCUGGGCUCCACCCCUGCACUGCUGAAGAACGCCCGCUGGAAACCACUCGCCCUGCAGCCACUGUCCACCAGUCCUUGCAGUGGUUCUCCCACUCCACCCAGCACGCUUGGGUCAGUGGGCCUGUCACCUGGAGUGGACACACCUGGGGGACAUGAUGUUUUUAUUCUUUCCCCUGUCUACGGACACAGAGAGGAUGAUCUGGAUCGGGGUGGGUUUGGUGUGUUUGGCUCGGAUUCCCCGGGGUAUUAUGUAGAACAGGAAGUACUGGGGGGUCAGUACUUCCCCCUCCUGGAAGAGGAUUCUGGGAGAAAUACCGGACUGCGACGCAGAGACCGGACUCCAACUCACAGUGAUAUCCGGCAGGUUUCAAUGGGAACUGAAUGGCUGGCAGAGCCUCAAGAAUCUGGAGUUUACAAAAGAGGAAGCAGAGAUUCGGAUUCCUCCCUCUUGCGGUUCCUCAGUGAUGAUAGGAUUUUGUUGAUCCAGGAAGAGGCAGAGUUUUCCCAGCGUGACACAAGCAGGCGAUCCAGGAAGAAGAGCCGAAAUCCCAGCAGUCCCAGUUUUCCCAUUAGUCCCUCUAUGCUUGCCCCUCCCGUGCGUCUGGACACAGGUCCCCCUGAGGGGCUGCCCUUCCCCGUGCCCGACUCUAAUACGAUGCCACACUACCAUAGAGCUGCAGACACACUUCGAGCAGAUGCUGAUAGAUAUGCCAGUUCAGGACUGGACCGACAAGCAGGUGCAUCAAUGAGGAAGUCUGUACAUUAUGCCUCUCUGAGGAUCAAGUCCAGGAAAAAAAGCAAAGGUUCCCUCAGUAGUGCCAGCAGGAGGCGUAUUGCCUGCAAAGAUCUGGGUCAUGGUGACUGUGAAGGCUGGCUAUGGAAAAAGAAGGAUGCCACCGGCUACUUCACACAGAAAUGGAAGAAGUACUGGUUCGUUCUCAAAGACUCCAACCUGUACUGGUACACCAAUCAGAACGAUGAGAAAGCAGAGGGCUUCAUCUGUCUGCCAGAGUUUCGGAUAGACAGAGCAAUUGAGUGCAGGAGGAAACAUGCCUUCAAAGCAUGUCAUCCCAAAAUUAAGAGUUUCUUUUUUGCUACAGAUCAUUUAGAGGAGAUGAACCGGUGGAUGAACCGUUUAGGCUUGGCUGCGAUUGGCUACACGCCUGAUGAUCCGGUACCGCGUCCUGAUGAAGAUUACUGGAGUGAGAGUGACCAGGAUGAGGCUGAUGGCUCUAUGACACUCAAACAGGAAGCCACUUACCACCACAACCCCUCUGCAACUUCGUCCAGUCCAUUUCCUGAACGCCAUUUUUCCAGUGGCUCCACAUUCUCGCAUUCCUCCGCCGAAGAGUCCCAUUCUUCCUGCCGAUCCUCCCAUCGAGAACGCCGCUCAUGGCAGGACCUGAUUGAAACUCCUUUGACCAGCACAGGCCUACACUACCUUCAGACCACAGAAGCGGAGGAGCCAGCCCUGCUGACACCUGACAAGCACCGACAGGCCACGCUCCCCGCCCAGCGCCGGCGUCCUCUGGAACGUGACGGGCCGUUUCCGUUGACGGACAGUGAAGAGUCCCGGCCUCGCCAUCACAAUCACAAGCAGCGUAGUCAGAGCCUCCCUCGCCAUCGCGACACACACGGACACUCGCACCGCAGCGCCCGUACACACGCUCACGCGCACACACACGGCACUCUGAGGCCAAGAACUCAUCUCCAUGAGGAAGAGGAGGAGGAAGAGGAGGAGGAAAAGCAGGUUCGCAAAUCUAGCAGCAGGAGGCCUGAGAGCGAAGAGAAAGUGUCCGAUGGCACGGAUGGCCUGCAGGAGCUGUACCGAUCGUUAGAGCAGGCCAGUCUCUCGGCUUUUGGCCAGCAGAGGCCUUCCACCAAACAAGAGUUCAGACGCUCCUUCGUCAAACGCAGCAAUGACCCUGCCACAAAUGAACGACUGCACCGUAUACGGGUUCUCCGCUCCACGCUAAAGGCAAAGGAGGGCGACUUGGCGAUAAUCAGUCAGUUGCUGGACGACCCUUGUUUGACCUCGAGGAAGUUUCGUGAAUGGAAGCAACGUAACCAUGAGCUCUUCCUGGAUGUCUGUGAGUUCAGUUCUGCCCCACUGGAACCGCCCAGCGAGUCCAACGACCUUUCACCUCUCUCGCCAACGCUGAUGAUGCACACUCACUCUUUCAUAGAAACACACGUGUGAAACACAGUCACGCACCCACAUGACUAACAAACAGUCACAUGCUAAAAUACAGACAUAAAGGUAUAUGAAUAAAGUGAGUCGUGCAUUUCAAACCCACACACACACUUUGAAAAACACUGUGGAUCCAGACUGUCUUCACUUUUUCCUUGACGGAUGACCUGAUACUGCCCUCCUCCUGACCGCGAGU
Molecule: messenger RNA, 5738 nt
Organism: Cyprinus carpio (common carp)
Lineage: Eukaryota; Metazoa; Chordata; Actinopteri; Cypriniformes; Cyprinidae
Product: connector enhancer of kinase suppressor of ras 2-like
Biological process (GO): regulation of signal transduction
Cellular component (GO): cytoplasm; membrane
Molecular function (GO): protein binding
Source: RefSeq, a predicted model, not a curated record